AGUGAGCGUAACACAACUCUCUCCAUAAAAAAUAGGAUCGCUUUCUCUCCAAUUAAUCGUCUGUGGGGAAAUGGAGGAGGAGCCCGUGGGCGAUGAUCGGGAGUAUCAAGCUAUAAUUCCGGGGUUGCCGGAUGAUUUGGCAUUAAGGUGCUUGGCAAGGAUCUCGCAUGGAUAUCAUGGAUUGCUUGAAUGUAUUUCUAGAAAAUGGAGAGACGCAAUCAGGAGCAUGGAUUAUGCCCACAUGAAAGCUAGGCAUGAGCGGUGUGGGAAUUGGUUAUUUGUUUCAACAGCUGAUGGUAAAGGCCAAUGGGAUGCUUAUGAUCCUGAUGCAGAUCGUUGGCACCCUCUUCCUACAGUACCAACUGAUUGUGAUGAAAGCUUCUGCGGAUUUUCUUGUGUUAGUGUAUGCAAGAAAUUUCUAGUGAUUGGUGGGUGCUACUUAUAUAAUAAAAGGAGUUUGGCAAUAAAUGAUGUGAUAUUGUUUGAUCCAUUCAAGAAGCAAUGGAAAAGGGCUGCCAAUAUGCAAACAGCACGAACUGAUUUUGCAUGUGCAGUUAUCUCUAACAAGGUCUAUGUGGCUGGGGGAGGCAAUUCAAGUUGUACUAAAGGACUUUCUUCUGUUGAAGUUUAUGAUCCUUGUGCAGAUAGGUGGGAAGAUUUACCACCAAUGCCUUUCACACUAAUUGAAUGCUUCAGUAUAUCGUAUGGAGGUCAAUUUCAUGUUCUUGGCAAGAGAGAGUAUAACAUUCAACAAGAUACAUACCUUAUCUUCAAUCCAGUGAACCAACAUUGGUGCAUCAUGGAAGAUCUGCAGCUGUUUUGUAAGUUGACACAUAAUUAUACAACUAUACAAAACGGCAACAUCUACACUAUUCUGGAAGAAGGGAGCAUCAAAAAAGUGGACAUGGAUCAAAAGGUCUGGUGUACAUUGGGUGAAUUUCCUGCAGUGGUCCUUCCAAAACACAUGAGAUCAUUGAAGCCUUUUACCUUUGGAUUUGUUGCAUUCCAGCAGUAUUUAUAUGUCAUUGGGGGCAUGACUCUUAAGUAUAACUUAGAUACCCUUUCAUAUGGCAUUGUGAAGCUGAACUCGAAUAGGUUUUGUGAUAUGAGGAAAUUGCCACUUGAAUGGAAGGAUGCUAGACCCAUGCCAAUAAGAAGUGGUCGCAUAUUAGGAUGUGCUGUUAUGGAAGAAUAAUUUAACCCUUUUCUAUAUAUUUUGUGUCUGAAACUUCUUUCUUUUUGGAUAAAGAAAGGUCUCAACAGUCUAAUAGCUGUUCAUUAAAACAUGGUAUCUUUAUGGGGAAAAACAGAUACAGAUUUGGUUCCCAUCAUUAGGGUUUCGGUGGUAUUAGAAUAUGUGCCUUAUGGAAUUCAUAUGAUUUGCUUUUUCUUGGUUCUCACUUGGUUCAAAUCUUGUAAUGGCAUCAUGUAAGUGGAUCAUGUUGCAUUGUACCAUUAUAUCCUCAACGUGCAGAUUGUCUGUUGCCCUGAUCAAGAAUUUGUAUGAUGCAAUUUUAUUUGGUUUUGUUUGGAGCAAUGCAGCCCUCUUUAUAUCGCCUAGAUUUUUGCUAUAGUGGUCCCCAAAGGCAACCUUGACGAGUAUUCGAAGAGGAUAUCUAUCAGUCAGCUGGUCAUCAAAGACAAAUUUGCAAUCUGAUUUUGCUUGCAUCUGAAUUUGGAGGUAAAAGUCUGAAAACAUCAAAAGAUGAUCUUGAAACUUUAGGUAUGACGAUCUCCAUUAGGAAAUCUAAUUGUAGGCGAGGUAAAUCUAUUGUAACAACUGGUAAUGGUAUGGAGUUUGGGUGUUUAUCAAAAAAGAAAAGUGAGCUCUUAUGGAGGAAUAACCAUUUUUUCUUUUUCUUUGAUUCUGUGUUGAACAGUUGUUUUCUAUAAAGAAAUGCAUCGACAGUCUCAUGGCUGUCAGGAUUAA
This is a messenger RNA of Phoenix dactylifera (date palm), 1930 nucleotides long. The record is from RefSeq and is a predicted model, not a curated record. Lineage: Eukaryota; Viridiplantae; Streptophyta; Magnoliopsida; Arecales; Arecaceae.